Syzygium oleosum is the source of this 1755-nucleotide messenger RNA. RefSeq lists its product as uncharacterized. The transcript is spliced from 8 exons. NCBI's taxonomy places the organism in Eukaryota, Viridiplantae, Streptophyta, Magnoliopsida, Myrtales, Myrtaceae. The record is from RefSeq and is a predicted model, not a curated record. Bases 124 to 1203 code for a protein of 359 amino acids.
AAAGAUGGACACCCGGCUUUGAGCGGGUCGAAAAUCGGGGACCCGAUUCAUUUCUUAAAAAGCUCCGGCAACAUCCCCCGCCGAGCGGCGGGGCGCGCGCGCGCGCGCGAGAGGGAGAGAGAGAUGGCGAGCAAGACCAGUCUGCCUCUGCGACUCACCUUCCUCCUCUCGCUCUCUCUCUCCGCCUCGUACUCCGCCUGCUCCCACCCCUCCUUCCUCUCUCUUCGAUCCUCUUCGUCGCCUCCGCCGUCUCCUCCGAUCCCCAAGGCCACUCCCUCCGACCUGCUCUCCCUCCUUGGCCCCCCCGCCGCCGCCGCCGCCGCCGCCCGCUCCCCCUCCGCCUCCUCGGUCAACCCCGUCGUCGCCGACAGGCUCCGGUCCUGCUUCAAGUUCCUGGUCCCUUUCUCUCCGACGACGACGGCGAUGGCGACCGCCUCGAAACGCCUCUCCGUCAGCCGGAAGCUGAUCGCUGGCGACGGGAUUGGAGGUCGGAGGGCGGUCGAAUCCGAGAGGCGGAGAGACGAGGACCGGCUCGUCUGGUGGCCUCCCGAGCCGGUGCUCGAGCUGGCUCGGCUCGCCGUCGACUCCGGCGGCGACGUCGGAGCUAUCCAUCGCGCCCUCGAUCCCACGCCCAUUCCGGUUCCUGAUGUGGAAGGAUCGAAAGAGAACAAAUGCGAGCUCACGAGAACGCCUUAUGGAAGGCGCUUCAUUAGCGAGGAGCUAAAUGCAUACCUUAAGUUUUUAUUUGAGCUCAUCGAAUCCCGUGGUUCCGCUGUUGGGUUGGAUGUGACAUUGAGCCGCUAUGAUUUCUUCCACGGUCACCUUUUUCUCGCCAACGACACUGGGAGGCUUGGUAUAUUGUUUCAUGCUAAAGAGUACCCCUCCUAUGACAAGGAAGCAUUUCCGUACUAUAUGGGUUAUUGCCAAACAGGUUCAAACGUAAUUUAUGAUGAUUCGAUGAACUUGCGGAACAUUCUUUGGCUUGCCCCGUUACCAAGCAGUUCCACCAAUGAUUGGGUGUCACCAGGAGUCCUUGUGGUGCUGGAUGCUCGCCCAGAUGGAAUUAUAUACCAGGAUCUUAUCCCUGAAUAUGUACAGUUUGCUAGGACUAUAUACGAAGAUGAUUUAGGGGCUGUUGCAGUUGAUGUCAACUAUCUGAAUGUAGGAGGUUUGAAGCCAGACUAUCAAAUUUUCAUCUGCUAGCAAUCUUCCCACGGCAGCCCCCAUUUGGGCAUCCUGCAUGGUCGGAACAGAGAUCCCAUUCGAAAUUUGCACUGCGUGGGGGUGAACAAAUUGUGUGCGCAUCAAGUUGAUUGAACUCAUAUAUUGACCCAAAUCUCAAUGAGGUUGGAUCUGUCGUUCUAUUUUGCACUAAGAAACCUUCUUCCCAUGAAGUGCUGCCUUGCAAGAGUUAUUGCAGAGGGAACUGAAGAACUGAACUGUGGCGUGCCCGUGCCAAACCAGAAGAUUCUAGUUGAUCUGAAUUUAGGCCAUAGUUGUGUUGAAAUUGAUUUGGUAUGAUUCUUUUGGAAUUCAGGUCAUACUGGACAAUUUUGUGCGUCUCAAGAAAAACAUCGAGCCGAUUUGAGCCGGUCUGGUUUUUGGUUCCAUUCAACGCUGUGAUCUAUUGGGCUUGGAGUUGGAUCGGUCCUCGAUGUUGCUUAAUAGUACCGGUAUGUUCAUUAUAAAGAAACGAGAAAGGAUAGAUUGAAAAAGAACGAACUAGAAAUUUCAAUCUUUAUGGUCCGUUUUUUU